Symbiodinium sp. CCMP2456 is the source of this 4047-nucleotide messenger RNA. The record is from the annotation of a GenBank genome assembly. Lineage: Eukaryota; Dinophyceae; Suessiales; Symbiodiniaceae.
AUGGCCCGGAAGAGGAGGCGGCCUGGGAUUCCUAGGCCGGAGAACCAGAAUCCUGCUCAGAGGAACCCGAAAGAUGGGGCGGGUCAGGGCUCACGGCUGGAGAUCGACAGUUUCCUUGGCAGCGCCAAGCAACUUCGCGACUUCGUCGCGGCCGCCCACGAGGAAGAGGGCAAGAACUUCGAGCGGGCUGCUGCUGCUUUACCGCUAGAGCUCUCUGAGCUGCUUGGGAAUGUAAGGCUUGUGGCGAGGCUGGCAUCUCCACCUCUUCGCAUGCCGCAGCAAUUGAGGGCGACCCCCCCAAGGCUUGGUGUCUGUCAGUUUACACUUCAGGAGCUGCUGCCGAUGGUGCACCAUGCCCUGAACAUGCAACCGAAGAUCAAGGGACAGAUGGAUUGCCUGAACUCCCCUGCCUCCCUGCAGAUCCUUCAGUCGGGCCCUUGGCAGUCGCUGCACCGACUCCUGGGCGACGGUCGGUUCUUCCGGCUCCUCGCUCACGAGAUUUACCUCCAUGUGCCUCCUGGAUCUCGUUGGCUGCAGCUGGCAGGCCGGCCAAGGCAGCUCAUGGCCGUGGCUGCGAGCGCCCCGCAGGUGAACCCCGGGCCGGUUGCCACAAAGCCGCACAGCUGGCGUCCCGGAUCCAUCUUCGUGGAGCGGCGCAUCUUCUACUCCUGCCGCUUCGCCGCUCGCGCAGGGCUGCCGCUGAGGAGCGCAGUGCGACGGGUUCCCGCAAGUCGGCAAGGGGCCGAGUGCCUGCUCAGCUGGAUACUGUCCCCACAGCUCUUCUGCAGCUUGCCCUCGCCCGACUUGCGCCAAGAAGCUCGUCCUCGUGGCAACCGCCAUGAGAGGCGGCGGCGUGGCCCGCGAAAGGGCGAGGGCAAAAGGGAGGAAGCAAAACCGAGCAGGACCAGCUCACAUCGCUUCACCCGCGCGAUUUUCGACGCCCUGAUUGAGCCAGUGCUCGCCUUGCUGCAGCAGAGCUCCAAAGUGAAGUUCCAGGCCAUCCUGGGGAGCUGCUGCCCGGCAAAGCACGAGAUGAUGAUCUUGAAGACCUUCGAGGCCAAGAACCCGAAGCGGAAGCGCCAGCCCGAGACUGGGCUCAAGAAGCGCAUGAUGGGUUUGAGGUGCCUCUGCAGCCGGGAUGGACUGAGUCAAGGUGAGGACCACACUUGUACCGGGGGAGAAGCCGAAAUCUACUUCAUGAAGAACUUCCCUGCAGCCUCCUGUGCACAGCCAUCCCGGGCUGUGGCCAGCUUCAUAAUCUCCAGCCUCAGGGAGCUGCUUGGGGGCCGGGAGGCCGCAAAAGGCCUUCUGGGUUCCAAGAACUGGCACGGCUUCUGCGAUCUCCUCCGAAGCUUUGUUUACCUCCGGCGUGGGGAGGAGCUCUCCUUGCACAACGUCCUGCAGGGCCUCUCUGUGCGGUCCUUCCAAGAUGCCCUUCUGAGCAAAAACCAGCCGGGGCGGCCGGGACAGCUGGCGGACAAGGCGGCCAUGAGCGAGGCACUGGGACGGCUCUGCUACUUUUUGCUGGCGCACGUGGCGGUGCCCCUCCUUCGGGAGCAUUUCUACGCCACGGAGGCGGAGCCCUGUGGGACGCAGACGGUCUUCUUUCGGAAGCACAUUUGGCACUUCAUCAGAACACGAGCCGACUGUGGGUUCCUGCACCUCUGCAUGCGGGACCAAAGCCCAACAAGCCAGCCCAGCCGGACGACGCCUCCGACGCCCCUGUCGCGAAGAUCUGCGGGCCAGUGGCUGAAGCCGCCGACGGUUCGCUGGGUGCCCAAGAGGCGUGGCCUGCGGCCCAUUGUGACCAUGGCGAAGUGGGCAUCACAGCAAGCACAAGUACCUCCCAGGGUGCAGCGCCAGGUUCUGCCAGUGCUCGCACAUCUGCGUGCCUCGCACCCAAAUGUCCUUGGCCGGUCAUUGCUGAGCCAGAACGAGGUUCACGCCAGGCUGGUGACGGCCUUCGAGAAACUCAAAGGCUCCAUUCGCCGCAGGGGCCAGGAUCUGUCGCAGGUAAAGCUCUUCGUGGCUGUGGCGGAUCUGCGCAACUGCUACGACCGGAUUGGACAUGAUUCUUUGCUCAGCCAGGUGGCAGCCUUGCCCUUGUCGCAUCGCUACAGGGUCACGAAGGUCUCAGCAAAGCGGGCCCUCGGAACGAGUGCGUCGGUUGGGAAAUCCAAUCGCUUGCUGGACGUAGCGCUGGCCGAGGAGGAGAGGCUGGACGCGCUGCUCCUCUCCGAGCGCUGCCCCGCUGCCCUGCGCAAGGAGCCGUUGAUCAUCCAGCCCUCGGGUUCCGAGGUGUUGCGGCUCUCCGAUGUGAUCGCAACGCUGAGGAGUGGUGUGCAGGGCUCUGCAGCGACCCUGGGCACGCAGCCCGAGAGGAGCCAGGACACUCAAAGGUUCCUUCUCAGGGGCAUCCCUCAGGGAGGUCGCUUUUCGCCUUUCUUGUGUGCACUGCACAUGGGGGCCGGCGAUGCGGCCCUUCCCUCACCGCUUCUUCAAGAUCUCAAGGAGGAAGCCUUCUUCUUCCGCUUGGUGGAUGACUUUCUCUACGUCUGCGCAGGCACUCCGGAGCCUUGCUGCAGGUUCUUGACGGGCCUGGCCUCGAAGGAGAAUGCCUUCCAAGGCGAGCUGAACCUGCGGAAGUGCAAAAGCAACUUCCCUAUGCGUGUGUCCGCGGCGGAAGACGAAGCCGACCUGUCACCACGCUUCGAGGCGAGGCAAGCCAAGAGGCGGCGCAGCGAUGUCUUGGAGGUUCCCUGGGCAGGUCUCUGUGUGCGCCCCGACAAGGGCUUGCUGAACAUCGGCACGUCCAAGCCGGCACAAAUCCGGGACACCCUGGCCAUCACCCACCGCUCCAGGCGUCGGGCCUUCAACUUGAGCACUGGCUCUACCUGGCAGGGCGUCGUCCGGUCCAAGCUGAUGGUCUUCUUGGACUUAAAGCUCCAGCCACUUCUCGUCGACCCGCGAUUGAACUCCGACGCCUGUGUGCAAAGCAACGUUUCCAGCGUCUGCAAGCUCUGUGCUCAGCGCUUCAUCUGGCUCCUCCUAAGGCGAGGAAGCAGUCACUUGGGCAAUGUGUCGCCUGCUUUCGUCACAAAGCACAUGCUGCGACUGGUCUGGAGGGCUGCUUGGCGCGCGGCCGCGGCACGUGCAAGUGUGCCGGGGCAUUCCGAGCUGGACCUCAGUGUCCUUUGCCUCCGAUCCUUCCUUGACGCGCUGCGCUCUCGACGGCGUCUGCCGCUCUUUGCCGAAGCCUACCGGGUUCUGCAGCGCACCCGGGCCAGGCUUCGGAGGGCCAAAGAGGCCAAGCGAGGGGAGAAAAAGCGGAUGGAUCACAUGGUCGCGCAUGUCGUGGACCUGGCGCUUCGGGCCUACCGUGCCACGGACCCGAAAUCCCGAGCCGAGCGCUCCCUCAGCGAGCUGCUGCGGGGUCUCGGCUAUGUAGUCAACAAGAAGGGCGACCUGGCCGGCAUCGAGUGGAAGGAUUGGAAGGCCUUCCGACACGAGGAGGCCUUUGAAGCCGAUGCAAGGUUUCUCAAGGCUCUUCUGGCCACCGCGUUUUCCGACAACCUUUUCAUAGGCGGGUACGGCAGUGUGCCGGCACAAGUGGAGGCCAACACGGGCAAGGCCGCGAAGAAGGCGCGGAAAGAGCUCGAGGCGUGGCAGAAAGAGAUGGAGACGAAUUCAUGCCCUCCCCGUGAGUCUUUGGUCGUCUUGAAAGGGAACAUCGAGGACCCCGACGGCUACGUGGAGUUCGUGUGCGGGACGCGCCCAAAAGCGGCCAUUUCCCUGGAGCCCAAAGAGGCUACCCUCGUGCACAUGGACGGCUUUAAAUCGGAGGCGAGCAGGUGGGCUCCCCUUCACUCGCGCGCCGAAGCGCCUCUGCUGGUGAGCCAAUCACGCUUGCCUGCAGAGUUCAACCUGCUGAGCCAGUUUGAGAAGCACAUGCAGGAGCUGCAGCGAGCGCGCAUCACCUCGGGCUGGACGUACAAGCCAGCUGCUGCCUCAAAGUUUCUAUGUCUUGGGAUGGGUCCGGUGAUGUGA